CACCCUCUAUAGGGUGCCCCCCACCUAUAGGGCCCGGCCAUGACCCUGUUUCACUUCGGGAACUGCUUCGCGCUCGCUUAUUUCCCCUAUUUCAUCACGUACAAGUGCAGCGGCCUGUCCGAGUACAGCGCCUUCUGGCGCUGCGUCCAGGCCGGAGCCACCUAUGUGCUGGUGCAGCUGGGAAAGAUGCUGUUCCUGGCCACGUUCUUCCCCACAUGGGAGGGGCCUUCGGGGGGCUUUGACCUGGUUGGGGAGUUCCUUAGGGCCACUGUGGACGUGCUGGACCUGGGGGGGCUGCAGUUGGCUUUGGGCCGGGGGGGGGCCGGGGGGAAGCUUCGAAUCCUCGUGGCUGCUCUGGGCUGGGCCAGCGCCGAGCUCCUCACAUCCAGGUGCGUGCCGCUGUGGGUCGGAGCACGGGGGGUGGAGUUCGACUGGAGGCACCUGCAGAUGGGGCUGGACUCCAACAUCAGCCUGGCUCGUCACGUGGCCGCGGCCGCCUGCUGUGGGUCUCGGGGCGCCAGGAGCUGCCCCCACGCUCGCGCCUGCCCCUGGGGGGGCUCCUCCUGGCCGCAGCCUAUGAGGGCUUCCUGAGCGGGUGGGCGGGGCAGGCGCUGGGGCUGGGGCCCUGGGGGGCGCUGGGGCUGCGGGCGCUGGGCGCUGUGGGGCUGGGGCUUGGGGCCCUGCGGCUCCUGGCCCCACUCCUGCCCCCCCCCUGAAG
Pezoporus flaviventris is the source of this 718-nucleotide messenger RNA. It is a transcript of the gene TMEM147, whose product is annotated as transmembrane protein 147. The record is from RefSeq and is a predicted model, not a curated record. Bases 40 to 591 code for a protein of 183 amino acids. The transcript is spliced from 7 exons. Lineage: Eukaryota; Metazoa; Chordata; Aves; Psittaciformes; Psittacidae.